GAAUGUCCCCGUCAGCCCUUCGUCCGGCUCACGUCGCGGCGGAACGGUCCGCGACAGUGCUCGGCUAGAGAGGACUCAGGGGGGAUGAUACGCGAUCACUAGCUACUAUUUCGAUGCGCGUGUAUUCCGUCGCGUGUGCACUCCCACGCCGCGAACAACGGUUUUUCUCUCUCUUUCUAUCUCUCUCUCUCUCUCUCUUUCUCUCUCGUGUGGGAUCGCCGUCGCGACUAAAAUUGCGAUAGAUGCGUGCGUGCGUGUGGACGCACGAUUUCGAAUUCGACGGCUAUUUCGUCCGGAAUACAGUCUCCGGAGCAUGGAGUUGGCCCGAUCUCAUUCGCGUUUCUCUCUAGGCCGCUCUCAGACCGUAGGCGAGUUCGCCCGAGUGAUUAGAUAGUUGAACUUGAGCCAAUCUCCGUAAUUAUAUGUCUAUUUUUAUUAAGAUCGACCGAUGAUUUUUACUCAGGGCAAGUUUCGUUUAGAACCGCGAGUGCUUCAGAGCGACGAGUAGACCGAUAAAAUUGGUUGAUUUGACGCUUCAAAGUGACGUUUACAGUGUCAAACAAAUUUGCCUUCAGUUUCAUACAUUUGAAGUUGGCCAUGACAAUUGAAUGAAAAACAAGGAUAAUGGACGGCACACGUGCGGCAGAGGUAUUGCCAUUGCUGCAAGAACGUCUGGCAAUACUACCAGGUGGACGAGAUCGUAGAGGAGGCCCUGUGCUACUGUUUCCCAGCACACCGAGACGCGAACGCGCGAAACCUGAGGAUUACAGACGUCUCUUGCAGUAUCUGUUUGCUAUUCCGAGCGAUGAAGCCAGAGGCCUACGCUUUACUGUCAUUGUGGAUAUGCGUGGUACCACGUGGGACUCUGUCAAACCUAUCUUGAAGGUGUUGCAUGAGCACUUUCAUCGUACAGUUCAUGUUGCCUUUCUAAUCAAACCAGAAAACUUUUGGCAAAAACAGAGGACCUCAUUGGCUAAGCAGAAGAAAUAUAAUUUUGAGAUCAACACAAUCAGUUUAGAAGCUCUUGUAAAAGUUAUAGACCCUUCUCAGCUCACUGCAGACUUGGAUGGAUCUUUACAGUAUGAUCAUGCUCAAUGGAUUGACACAAGAUUAGUUGUAGAAGAUUUUACAUGGCAAGCAGCAGAUCUUCUCGAUCGAUUAGACGAUCUGCAGGAGGACCUUAGUCGGAAUGACUUCGCUGACGAUGUCGCGGGAGCUAAACAUGGCAUUGAUCUGCAUAAUGAAAUGAAGAAGAAAAUCAUGAAGGUUCCAGUGGAGGAUAUCCAAGUUGUUGGUCAACGUCUGCUUCAGCGAUUCAAUAGUAAUGCAACAACGACCAGCGGAGAGGGAGGAAGUAUUGACAACGGUGCGGCGAGUUGUACGGAUCCCGACGGACGAGCGCUAGCCACGCUCGUUAUUCAGCACUUGGACUCAGUGCAUGCCGCGCAACAGCAUCUUUUACAAUUGUGGCAUAUCAAAAAGAUGAAGUUGGACCAGUGUUUUCAACUACGGCUGUUCGAGCAGGAUUGCGAGAAGAUGUUCGACUGGAUCUGUCACAAUCGGGAGGUGUUUCUCGCAAGUUACGUGGAGAUUGGUCGUUCGUACCAACUGGCCAAGAAUCUGCAGGAAGAGCAUAAACAUUUCACGAUGAGCUCGAUGAAUGUUUACGUGAAUAUAAAUAAAAUUCUCACGAUGGCCGGCCGAUUACUAGAGACGCAACAUUACGCAGCCGGACACGUAAGGGCGGUGGCAGGCCGUCUGGAUCGAGCUUGGAAGGAAUUCGCCGCGGGUCUCGAUGAGCGCACCGCGGUACUUAGUUUAAGUGUAGUGUUUCAUCAUAAAGCGGAACAGUACGUCGACAAUGUGACCGGUUGGAGUCAGGCAUGCGACACCAGCAAUCUGCCCAGUGAAAUUCCAGUGCUUGAGUCUCACAUCCGACAGCAUCAAACCCUUUACGAAGCGAUGUGUCAGGCAUACACGGAGGUUUACAAUGCAUAUCAAGCAUUAUUGAGUGGCCUAGGUUCAAUGCUGCAAGUAUGUCAUAAUGUGAGCGCCCAUGCCUCAGGGUCGGAUACAUUUCGCGUCGAUUAUAGUCAAGAUGGACACAACAUUGACACACACAGCGGUACAAGCGGUAAUCCGGCAGCUGAUUACAGCGAAGGCGCAUCUCACGUUUUAGCUGUUAUCCAUCAGAUUCUUGGUCAUCAUAGGGCAUUAGAAGCUCGUUGGCAUGCCCGAAAAGUCAAGCUACAUCAACGACUUGCGUUGAGAUUGUUCCAAGAAGAUGUGAAGCAGGUUCUCGAUUGGCUGACGAACCACGGCGAGGUUUUUAUCAGGAAAAAUACAGGCGUUGGUCGUAACUUGCAGAAAGCGCGGGUUUAUCAGAAAAGCCACGAACAUUUUGAAAACGUUGCUCAGAAUACUUACACAAACGCAACGAAGCUUCUAACCGCUGCCGAGGAGCUCGCUCACACGGGAGAAUGUGCUCCCGAUGAAAUAUACGCGGUGGCGCAAGAAUUAGAAGCUCACGUUAGUAGUUUCGCAGCAAGGGUCGAGCAGCGACGUCGCAGAUUAGAUCUGGCAGUGGUGUUUUACACUCACGAGAAGGAGCUCACUGGAUGGGUAGAUGAAUUACGUCAAGAAAUGCAACAAGACGAAGUCGCAGAAAAUCUAGAGACAGCGGAAAGACUGCUGGAACAAUGUGCGCAGCACAGGUCAUCUUGUCUGGAGGCGUGCGCUUCGACAAUAGCUCAGGGCGAAGCUUUACUGCAGGAGCUUCGCGAGGCAACCGACGCUCCUGAUACUACUGGCUCAAUAUCGGCAAUAGAAACAGCCUUGGACCGAUUAGCGGGUUUGAGACAGGAAUUGGAAGACCUAUGGGCCACCAGAAAGCUGAGACUAGAACUGUGUCUGCGAUUGCGCGUCUUCGAACGAGACGCACUGGAGGCGAGUGGUCAACUGGAAAUGUGGGCGCAGGAGUUGCAAGGUCCACCGCGAGAAGGAUCGCCCGAGCAGCUGCUGCGCGUACAUAACGACGGAGUCGCUCAUAUGCAGAAUACGGCGUUUCAAGUUCUACAUCGCGGUCAGGAAUUAGCACAGGUGUUGGAGGAAGCAGGAGUGUGUAUUAUGGCGGACGGUCAACAUAGUGCUGCGGCGCGGGUACAGGUGCUGCUCGAGUUUUUGAAUGAGAGAGAAUUGGAUGCGGAGGACCUCGCAGAGAUGCGAAGAGUACGAUUGGAGCAGGCUUCCCAAUUAGUACAAUUGCAGACGGACGCUUCUCACGUGGCCAAGUGGAUACGGAACGGAGAAUCGAUGUUGUUAGCCUCGUUGAGGGUGCCGGAGAAUCUUCAAGACGCCGAGCAGCUACGAUUGGAGCACGAUCAGUUUCAAGUAGCGAUAGAAAAGACUCACACUUCCGCCGUGCAAGUCAAGCACAGAGCGGAUGCUCUGGUGAGUGCGAAUCAUUACGAUCCGAAGAGUAUCAGGGAGGUUGCGGAGGAUGUUACUAAACGGUGGCAGCAACUAGUAACUUGUGCGGAGGAACGGCAUAAAUUAGUUACCGCCAGUAUAAAUUUUUACAAAACGGCGGAGCAGGUGCGCUCGGUACUCGAUAGUUUGGAGCGCGAGUACAAGAGGGAUGAAGAUUGGUGUGCCGCCGGUGAAAAGGGUGCCCAAGUGCCGACAUUACUUGGCAAGCAUCAAGAGCAGAAGGAAGCUUUUCUGAAGGCGUGCACAUUGGUACGGCGAACCGCGGAGACGUUCUUAAAGUACACUAAUCGUAGUCUGCAAUUUUAUAGCUAUCAGGCUAACAGCGCCGGUUCCGAGAAUAAAGUCAAAAAUAUUUUGGAAGAGUUGCUCAGCAAGGAAAACAAAGUGCUCGAAUAUUGGACUCAGCGUAAGAAGCGCUUGGAUCAUUGUCAACAGUAUGUUUUGUUCGAACGGAGCGCGAAACAAGCUCUCGAGUGGAUAAGAGAGACCGGGGAGUUGUACCUCGCCACGCACACCAACGUCGGCAAGAAUCGCAUUGAGAACGAACAGUUAUUGCAAGAGCACAACGAGUUCAAGGGUGCUGCGAGGGAAACUAGGGAGAAAGUGAAAUUGAUCAUCCAGCUGGCUGACAACUUGGUCGACAAAGGUCAUGCUCAUUCCGCGGCGAUUAAGCAGUUCGUUGCCGAGGUGGAUCAACGAUAUAAAGACUUUAGUGCGCGAAUGGACUGCUACAAGACGCAAAUUGAAGGUGAUUUGGGUAUCCAAUCCGAUGAGGGGCAUAAGGAUCUCUCUAUCGACCGGAAUUCCGACCCGUUAUUAGAAGAGAAAAUCAAGGGUAAAGAUCUGAAAGAAUUGAACGAGGAGAAAAGAAGAUCUGCACGCAGGAAGGAGUUUAUUAUGGCUGAACUCUUGCAAACCGAACGUACUUACGUGAAAGAUCUGGAAACAUGUAUUCGUUGUUUCCUGGACGAAACGCGAUGCGGUAAGGGGAAUGUUCCGCCCGGUCUGCAAAGUCGGGAAUCGAUCAUCUUUAGUAACAUAGAAGAGAUACAUCAGUUUCAUAGCAAUGUGUUUCUACGCGAGUUGGAAAAAUACGAGACAAUGCCAGAAGACGUGGGACAUUGUUUCGUAACGUGGGCACCUAAAUUUGACAUGUACGUAACUUAUUGUAAAAAUAAGCCCGAGAGUAAUCAACUGUUAGUGACACACGGUGGAAUGUGGUUUGAAGAAUUGCAGAGAAAGCAUAGAGUAGAACAUCCGAUCGCUGCCUAUCUAAUCAAACCUGUACAAAGAAUUACUAAAUAUCAGCUGCUACUUAAGGACUUACAGGCUUGUUGCCAAGAAGGACAGGGCGAGAUAAAAGACGGAUUAGAGGUGAUGCUAAAUGUGCCUAAAAAAGCUAACGAUGCCUUACACUUAAGUCUACUGGAAGGUUGCGACGUUAGGAUAGAUACACUUGGCGACGUUGUACUGCAAGAUUCUUUUACAGUAUGGGACCCAAAACAGCUGAUCAGGAAAGGGAGAGAUCGUCACAUAUUUCUUUUCGAAUUAUACCUUCUCUUCAGUAAGGAAGUGAAGGAUUCGGCCGGAAAGGUGAAAUAUAUUUAUAAAAAUCGCCUCAUGACUUCCGAAUUGGGUGUAACUGAGCAUAUCGAAGGCGACGAAUGCAAAUUUGCGGUGUGGACGGGACGAGCGCCGACCAGUGACACUCGCGUAGUGCUGCGAGCAAAUUCAAUGGACGCGAAACAGUUAUGGGUGAAGAGGUUACGCGAGGUGAUACAGGAAACCUACUUCAGCCUGAGUAUGCCGAAGAGUCCAGCCAAGAAGAGUUCAAGCCAACGCUCGAGCAGAGACUUGGAGGAAUGCGCGUCCUUGGACGACAGUGUGGAGAAUCUCGAUAGAAAUUCAUUAGCUUCCUUCGGCUCGACUAACACCACCGAUUCUGACAAGACCGGAGUGGUCGAAAUGACGUGGGUCGUCGCCGAUCAUUUGGCAGCGCCUGGUUCGAAGGAGCUCAGCGUGACGAAGGGCCAGCAGGUCGAAGUGUUGGAGAACGGCAGUACUAAUACAGCUAGCGUCUCCACCGGCGAAUGGACCUUGGUGCGUUUGCCGCUCACGCCCGGACAGGCCGAGCCUCCCGCGGAGGGUCUGGUGCCCACCAGCGCGUUGAAGCAACCACCGACCGCCUCUUGCAAAACUUCACCGUCCAGAAAAGCGUCCACGCAGCAACAGCAGCAGCAGCAGCAACAGCAGCAACAGCAACACCAUCAUCAUCAAUCACAUCAUCAUUCGUACCAUCAUCAGCAGAUUAAUCAGGCGAUCGUCCAAGCACAGCAGCAAACUGCCGUUACAUCGUCAACCACUGUCAAUGCGUUACAGCCGACGAGCACCGCAACCAUCUCUGUCGCAGCGCCGGUUACGCAGACAACCUCGUUAACCGCGCUGUCGUCUGCGGUGUUAGCGCCGAUGUUGUCAGAGGACGCGGAAGCAGCCGGAAGCGGCGACGGUAACGGAUCGGCCAGUACAAAUUCACCCGGCAAUAAGAGGCGAGGUUUCAGCGGACGGAAGUGGCUCCCACCGCCUUUACGUAAACUUAGCCAAGGUAAAGUUGAGAAAACCAAUACGACCGUGCCGACGUCAUCAUCUCCUUUGAUUGGGCCGUCUUUGAAGAAAAGUAGCUCGGACAAACGCUUUAAAUUACCGAGUGGCGUUGAGCACAAUCGGCCCGGCAAGGCCGCGUACGAAACCGAGGUCCACGAAGGCGAGGAGGUUGAUAAGGAGGAAGAGGGCGAAGAACAGCAAGAGGUCGAGGUGGACGUAGACGUGGAUGUGACAGAGAGCGAGGACACAGUGGCGGUCGGCUUACAGGAGCAAAAUGGCGGCGAGGACGCUGACGAUGACCUGGAACUACCACCGCCGAUGAAGCCUAUAACAGAGUCGAUACUCGUAACCACCGCUAACGGCCCAUCCGGGUCUACGAUACCGAACGAACUAUCUGGAAAACGAACCGCCGAACGUUCCACGAAGAUUCUUGAUGGCGCCGCCACGGCUGAUCUCUCGGAAAUCGAGCAGAUUGUCAAGGAAAGGAUGGAGCAACACACGGAAAAUCAGGAGAGGCAUAGUCUCAUGCGAACCCCCAACGGAAAAUCGUUGAGCAGCGAAGAAGACUAUUGCAACGCAACUAAUCCGGCCGUUCUCGAGGAAUCAGAUCCGGAGAGUACCGUGAUCGCCAAGCGGCAAUUCGUUAUCCGCGAACUGGUUGACACCGAGAGAGAUUAUGUCAAUGAUUUGAAGCAGAUAGUCGAAGGUUACAUGGCACUAGUGCGAAAUCCCGACAGUGAGAUCCCCUUGCCUGAGGAUCUGCGCGGUGGAAAAGAUAAGAUGGUUUUCGGUAACAUAGAAGCUAUCUACGAGUGGCAUAGAGACUUUUUCCUUAAAGCUUUGGAGCGUUGCUUGGAACGUCCUGAAGAACUCGGACCUCUCUUUAAACGUUAUGAGCGAAAGUUACACAUGUACGUGGUUUAUUGUCAAAAUAAGCCCGUUUCGGAAUACAUUGUGUCCGAAUAUAUAGAUACUUACUUCGAGGAACUUAGGCAAAAACUCGGACAUCGUCUACAACUCUGCGACUUGCUGAUCAAGCCUGUACAAAGGAUUACAAAAUAUCAACUUCUUCUACGGGAGGCACUGCGCCUCACUGAACGAACUCAAAGGUUAUCGGAAAUCGAAGGCCUCAGAGCAGCGGCUCAUGUCAUGCGAGUUAUUCCUAAAGCUGCAAACGAUAUGAUGGACGUUGGCAGAUUACAAGGUUUUGACGGUAAAAUAACGGCGCAAGGAAAACUGUUGCUGCACGGCCCGCUUCUAAUAUCGGAAAUAUCGAAUGUCUCGACGAGAGGAAGAGAAUGGCAAGUGUUUCUUUUCGAACAAAAUAUUAUCUUCAGUGAAGCUGUUGGCAAGAAGACUCAGUUCACCAAUCCUGCCUACAUAUAUAAAGCACAUAUACAGGUAAACAAGAUGAGUCUAGAAGAUUCAAACGAUGACCCGGAAAAAUUUGUCAUUCGAUCGACGGAUCCUCGGAAGCCGGGACUAGGAUUUUCUUGUAGCGUAGCUGAAGAAAGUGGACCGCGCAGGCAGGAAUGGGUAGACACGAUCACUGCCAUCCUGCAAACACAGCGCGAUUUCCUGAAGGCGAUACAGUCACCGAUUGCCUACCAGAAGGAACUUACCAAAGAUCCACUCCGUGCCACUACGUCUGAACCUGCAAGGGCAAGCGUAUCGGUUCCUCCAACGCUGACAGUUCCUGGGUCGACGAACAAAGACAAGAGUAACGAGCUUAGGACGUCAAGUCAGCCGCAGUUGCAACGCUCUCACACCGGAGGAUUGGAAUGCGUUCAGCCACGUACACCCAGCCCGACCAAAAGUAGACUGAACUUCUUGGAAGGAUUUAAGAAUACUCUACGCACGCGUUCACCGGUGCGCAACAAUUCCAUCCCGGUCGUUCCAGGUGCUCGCGUAAGAUUAGCCGCAGAUUGGGGAAAGUUGCACGCCGGGGAUGAGCUGGUUGUUUCCCACCUUGACGGUCCAGGUCUGGUGGUGUCCCCCGUGAACACCAAGGACGAACUGUGGAUUCCCGCGAGUCUGAUCCCAAACUCGGCGAACAGUAGAGUGUGGUCGUUCCGACCGCGAAAAGUCGAUCUGACGAAGAGUUAUGCCACGACCGAUUCUCGCGAGUCCUCGAGGGCGACGGCGACAAUGACAAUGACGCCUGAGGAGAAAAUGCCGGCUAUCUUGAGCAGUCCAACGUCAAUUCGUGCAGUUGCCGGGGAAGUCAUCAGACUACCCGUCGAGACGCAAAAUGCGGACGGUGCGAUCGUCACUUGGAGGAGAGAAGGUGAGGAUCGGUGCUUAAGGGAGAGCGACCGAUACCAAUUCCAACAGAGCGCGAGCUUCGUGUACUUACAAAUCACCGGCUGCCGGGCUUCGGACUCUGGAAUAUAUCACUGUCACGUCAAGUGCGACACGGGUUUCUGUUCUGCGAAGAUUUCACUUUCCGUCAUAGGUGGCAGGAGCAAUACAAUGGUGCGCGUUUUGGGAUCUUCGCGAGUAGAGAUCGACUGGGAGAAACGGGAGAUUGGUGGCACGUCGUGCAGUAUAGAAUGUAGAACUUUACCCUUGCAGCAAUGGGUGGCAGUGUUGAAACAGGCUAACGAGCCGCCUUCUGUGCUGGACAUGCCACCGGAUGCUUCGUACAGCUUCCGGGUGGUAGGAGACGGCGGGAGAAUGACCUCGCCGUCAAGUGUGGUAACGCUAUCGAGAUUGGACACAGACGGUGGUGCGGAAUGGGAAGCCAAGCAAUUCGUCGGCAGGUACUUAGAGUUGGACGAGCUUGGCAGCGGCAGAUUCGGCACGGUCCGUCGCGCCAAGGACCGCGGUACCGGCCAAGAAGUUGCCCUUAAGCAAACCCCGCGACACAAGCAAUCAAGAUCGCUGACGCGCGCGGAAUAUGAUCUCCUGGCCGCCGCUCAUCACGUCAACAUCGUUCGGGCGUUCGCCCUAUUCGAGAACGCGCCCCGACCAGGCGUGGACACCAUUGUCUUGGAACUGGUCAAAGGUCCAACAUUGUUCGCGUAUUUGAGCGAAAAGACGGAGUACACGGAGGCGACAGCGGCGCGAUAUACCGGCCAGUUGUUGUCAGCGCUGCAUUGGCUGCACUGUCGCGAUAGAGCACACUUGGACGUAAAACCGGAAAACAUUCUUGUCGACCAAGAGGCAGACGUCGUGAAGGUGAUAGAUCUGGGAGAGGCGGUGAGAGCUCCUGUCGACGAGGUUGUACCACCUAGUGAUCUCGAAUUCGCGGCACCAGAAUCGGUGUUGGGUAGACCGACCGGUCCUUACACGGACAUGUGGGCUAUCGGGGUUUUUAUUUACGUUCUGCUAAGUGGAUUAUCACCUUUCUUGGACGACUCCGUAGAGGAAACCACCGCUAAUAUACUCAAAUGUGACUUCUGUUUUCCUGAUGAAUACUUCGAGAUGAUAUCUAGCGACGCAAAAGAGCUUCUCAGGAGAUUAUUGUGUUUGCAUGGUGAGGAUCGAGUAAACGCGGAAGUUUGUCUCGCCUCAACGUGGUUAAAGGUAUCGACUGGCGCUAUCAUACCGUCCACUAGAAUGGCCGCAUUUAUAGAACGUCGUGCGCACUGUCUUAAACUUCGUCAAGAUCAUAAUGACAGUUUUUAUUCUUAGGACUAGAGUAUAUAUAUGCAGUAAGCAUGUUACUUAAAAUACAUGACAAAUUCAUAUGUAAAUAAUGGAAUAUAUACUUGAAUGUCUAACUAUC
Odontomachus brunneus is the source of this 9820-nucleotide messenger RNA. It is a transcript of the gene trio, whose product is annotated as triple functional domain protein. Gene Ontology annotation, molecular function: guanyl-nucleotide exchange factor activity; ATP binding; protein binding. The transcript has 28 exons. Gene Ontology annotation, biological process: protein phosphorylation; axon guidance. NCBI's taxonomy places the organism in Eukaryota, Metazoa, Arthropoda, Insecta, Hymenoptera, Formicidae. Bases 625 to 9726 code for a protein of 3033 amino acids. The record is from RefSeq and is a predicted model, not a curated record. Gene Ontology annotation, cellular component: cytoplasm.